Dendroctonus ponderosae (mountain pine beetle) is the source of this 1962-nucleotide messenger RNA. RefSeq lists its product as uncharacterized. The record is from RefSeq and is a predicted model, not a curated record. Gene Ontology annotation, biological process: G protein-coupled receptor signaling pathway. The transcript has 2 exons. Gene Ontology annotation, cellular component: neuron projection; membrane. Lineage: Eukaryota; Metazoa; Arthropoda; Insecta; Coleoptera; Curculionidae. The coding region runs from base 828 to 1706 and encodes 292 amino acids. Gene Ontology annotation, molecular function: G protein-coupled receptor activity; peptide binding.
AAAGUAAAACCUGCUAUUACUCAACUCGAGUAUCUGUCUAGUACUAAUUCUAAUUAUCAGGUUUAAUUUGUCCGUUUUGGUGCCACUCUUUGAUGAACGAAGUGUCUAUUUAUUCCUGAUACUCAUGACUGAUUUGAAAAUAAAGAACAGUGCUUCAAGCAAAAGAAGUAAAUUGAGCGACAAUAAUCUAUUUUUAGGGAACAAAUAUUGACCCAAUUACAUGAAGGAUUUGAAAGAACAAAUCUCGGAAUAAAGGCAGGUCUUUGGCCCUCCAACGGUCUAAAGUUUCCGAAUUAAAUGAUUAGCCGGUAAAGGGAGAAUUUUGUUGAUUCAAGUUCGGGUUGAAGGAGAACGCUGUUGCCCGUGUGCACCGAAACGAAAAUUAAAUUUUUCUCUUGUAUUAGAAAUGAAAAUUCUUUAUUGAUUUUGGGGGCGUUUAAAUUACAUGGACAUAUUUUUUUAUCUUAGCAAAUGCUGUAUUGAACUCGAGCACAAAGUGCCUGUUAAUGAGCAUGGAUAUUAAACUGCAAGUUCCGUCGUUGUUAUUUUCCUUAUUUUAAACAACAAAGCGCAUCAUCGUCUAGAUUAGAUAAUUUCUUGCCUGAUAAAAAUUAAGAGUUCAGUCAAUAAUUUAUGCAUGUUGAGUGAGUUUAUACAAAUUGUUAAGGAAGGUUGCAAGUUAAAAAGUUUGAACCACGUUUAUAAUCUUUUGAUCACAGUCAUCAAUGUCGACAAUUUAGUUUAAUGAAUUAACGAAGUGGAAAAGUAGAUUUAGUUAAUUGGGAGCAAUAUUUGUUUGCACGUUGGCUUGGCUCUCCCAGUGACUGAUGAUGGAGUUAUCCAACAACACAUUUGCUGAAACGCUGGCCUCAGAUGAAGGCUACGGCUCAGCAACCAGCUCAUGGGAUGUGCUAAAGGCUGCGCUUUGUUUGUUGUGCGGAUUGGCCAAUAUUCUAAUUAUCUACGUGAUUGCCAGAAAUAGUGCUUUGCAAACGCGCCCCAAUGCCUAUUUAGCAAAUUGGUGUAUUAGUAGUUGUAUUAUUUUGAUAUUAUCGUCCACACAAUUGGGCCUAUUUGGAAGCACUGAGGACAUCAGUUAUGAGUUGCUGUGUGUUACCGAAGAAAGUCAUUAUGGAAUGAUCAUUCCCAAUUUGCUUUUUGUAUUGGUGUUAUUUUUGGAGUGGUACUCGGGUUCCUACGGAAGGCCAUGCUGUUUGACCAGCAGAUUGGGGCUUGUUGCCAUUGUAGCCCUGAUUUGGACUGUAGCAUUGAUCAUCUCAGCUGCUUCGGCCACUUUUUGCAUCCUCGACAUGAGUUAUCCGCUCUCCCUAAUCAGUUUCAACUUAGUUUAUAUCUCAGUGUUUGUUGUUAUUAUCUUUGUUCAUGGUCUUAGGAUAAUUAUGAUUAAGAUUUUCAAUAAACCUCCAGUUGAAAACAAGUUGGAACUGGUCCUGGUAACUUCCUACUUUUUUUGUUGGCUGCCAAACUUUCUACUGAUUUACGGCCAAAUGUUCUUUGGAUUUUCCGUCAGUCCCACCUUGGAAUUAGUAACGUAUUUUUGUGGAUACGCCCAUUCAUUCGUUAUGCUGAUUUUACUGUACUUCUGUGAUAAAUGUUUCAAAAUGCAUCUCAGGGAUCUUUUCGGGUUAACGGAAAAGACACCGCAAUCCAUUUUACAUAAAGAGCAGAACACAGGACUGUUGUAAAAAGCACAGUGAUGUUAGAUUUUAAUUAGCAAGACUGAUAUUAAUGGUAUUUUACAGUAGAUUUAACAUGUUUGAAUGUUAUAUUGCUCUGUUAGUACGUGCCCAUGACCAGAAUGUUUUCUGCAUUUUUUUUGAAGAAUUAUUGUAAUUGUUAAUGAUUAGACUGACAUUUAUAGAGCAACAGCUACCUGAUGUUAUAUGUUUGAUACUUUUAAUUCACUAUAUAUUUUAUAGUAAAAUUUUUAUUUGUACCUAA